UGCGCCGAGGGCAGCUGCUACCCGGCCACGGGCGACCUGCUCAUCGGCCGCGCCUCGCGGCUCUCCGCGUCCUCCACGUGCGGCCUGCGGCAGCCCGAGCCCUACUGCAUCGUGAGCCACCUCCAGGAGGACAAAAAGUGUUUCAUAUGUGACUCGGAGGAUCCCUUCCAUGACACCCUCAAUCCUGAUAGUCACCGUAUAGAAAACGUGGUGACCACGUUCGCUCCGAACCGCCUGAAGCUUUGGUGGCAGUCGGAAAACGGUCUGGAGAACGUGACUAUCCAGCUGAACCUGGAGGCCGAAUUUCAUUUCACUCAUCUCAUCAUGACGUUCAAGACAUUCCGUCCUGCUGCAAUGCUGAUAGAAAGGUCGUCUGAUUUUGGGAAAACAUGGCAAAUAUAUAGGUAUUUUGCCUAUGACUGUGAAAGCUCCUUUCCUGGAAUUUCAACUGGACCCAUGAAGAAAGUGGAUGAUAUCAUUUGUGACUCGCGAUACUCUGACAUUGAGCCUUCAACUGAGGGAGAGGUAAUAUAUCGUGUUUUAGACCCUGCUUUUAGAAUUGAAGAUCCAUACAGUCCAAGAAUUCAAAACCUCCUAAAGAUAACAAAUCUGAGAGUCAAAUUCGUCAAGCUGCACACUCUGGGAGAUAAUCUCCUGGAUUCCAGGAUGGAGAUCAGGGAGAAAUACUACUAUGCCAUUUACGACAUGGUGGUUCGUGGGAACUGCUUCUGCUACGGCCAUGCCAGCGAGUGUGCGCCAGUGGAUGGCUUCAGUGAGGAGGUGGAAGGGAUGGUCCACGGGCACUGCAUGUGCAGACACAACACCAAGGGGUUAAACUGCGAGCAGUGCUUGGAUUUCUACCAUGACUUACCCUGGCGACCCGCCGAAGGCCGCAACAGCAACGCGUGCAAAAGGUGCGACUGCAACGAGCACUCGCAGCGGUGCCACUUCGACAUGGCCGUGUACAUGGCCACGGGCAACAGCAGCGGCGGCGUGUGCGACGACUGCCAGCACAACACCGUGGGGCGCAACUGCGAGCAGUGCAAGCCCUUCUACUUCCAGCACCCCGAGAGAGACCUGCGCGACCCCGACGUCUGCGAGCCCUGUAACUGUGACCCAGCCGGCUCCCAGAACGGCGGGGCUUGUUAA
Tinamus guttatus (white-throated tinamou) is the source of this 1149-nucleotide messenger RNA. NCBI's taxonomy places the organism in Eukaryota, Metazoa, Chordata, Aves, Tinamiformes, Tinamidae. The record is from RefSeq and is a predicted model, not a curated record.